Molecule: messenger RNA, 4950 nt
Organism: Xyrauchen texanus (razorback sucker)
Lineage: Eukaryota; Metazoa; Chordata; Actinopteri; Cypriniformes; Catostomidae
Product: gastrula zinc finger protein XlCGF26.1-like
Exons: 3
Coding region: 891-2858 (655 amino acids)
Source: RefSeq, a predicted model, not a curated record
UUCUUUGUAUAAUUUCACCAAAUUAUAACAUGAAAAUAAUUUUAAAAAUGUGCAAAGUGCGCAGAGCUGUCACUCACCUGUCUACUCCUCAUAUGGUGUCACGUGACCUCAAAUUUAUUUAUUUUUAAUGUAAUAUAUGCAUUUGUUUUUUGAGCCUUUACGUCAAAGAAAAAUAUCUAUCCCUGUGGGAUAGACAAUAAAGAAUCAGAUUACUGCACAUGCACCUCACUUUGAUUUGUAUUGGAUGCUGUGGUAAAGGUCAAAGGGAGAAAAAAACAAGACAACCCAACUAAAAUCAAUGUUUGGCCAAGAAUCUAAAAUCAACCUUGGUAGCUGCAGAUAACUGGAACUUAAAGUUAGUUCACCCAAAACUUCUCUCAUAAUUUACAUCCCAUUAGCAAUCGCAGAUAUGUAUGACUUUCGUUCUUCGUUCUAUCAACACAAUUUGGCUAUUUUUGGUCUUACUAUGAAAAUAAAUGGGUGCCGUAAGGCUGCUGGCUGUUUGACGGUCAAAGUCAUAUUUAGGCAGCAUAAAAGUAAUCCACAUGACUCCAGACAAUCAAUUAAUGUAUUUAAUAAUGUUAUUAAUGGAUUGGUUCAAAUUUUUCUUCCAUCAAUUUGAAAAAUCCAACCAAAUCUGCCAAGUAUCCUGUAUUGCAUAUGUGUAUCUAGUCAUGUCAAGGUGUACCGGCCCAUGGGCCUCUCAGUUCUUAAUCCAUCCUUGGUCUUAUGGACAGAGAACCAUUAACUGGAUUCUUCAAAAAGGCUUCGAGUCCCCACACAGUGACCACGUUUACAUGGACUCCAGAAAGCGGGCUAUUGCGAGAAAGCAGUUCCAGUAUACAUGAUCUGUAUAAGCAGCGUACUCCUGUAUACAUGCAGCUCAGUCAAUGUUCAUCAUGAGAGAACAGAUGAAUGUGAUCCACACUGGAGAACAGCAGAUGCUGCAGAUACCAGUGAAGAUGUGUUCAGUGAAGCUGCUGGACUGCAGGAACCUGAUGAAGAUGAGAGAAAUCAAAGUAGAGGAACAACAGAGUGAUAAAUAUUAUGAAGAAACCACAGCAAAGGAACAACAGAAGCUGAUGGACGUGAAAGAGGAACAUCAAGAGCUGAAUGAAGCAGAGAAGAAACAUCACGAUUUCACAACUGGAGAAAAAUCUUUGUGUUACUCAAAGACUGAAAAUAAUUUCUCACCAAAAAAUCCUCAAAGAAGAGCAGCAAAGAAAUCUCUUACUUGCUCUCAGUGUGAAAAGAAUUUCGCAUGUAAAAAAAAUCUUAAUGUACACAUGAAAAUUCACACAGGAGAGAAACCUUACACGUGCCAUCAGUGUGGAAAAUGUUUCACCGUGAAAAGCAAACUUAAUUUACACAUGAGAAUUCACACUGGAGAGAAACCUUACACAUGCCAUCAGUGUGAAACGAAUUUUGCAUGUAAAAAUAAUCUUAAUGUACACAUGAGAAUUCACACAGGAGAGAAACCUUACACAUGCCAUCAGUGUGGAAAAUGUUUUGCAUAUGCAGUUUCUCUCAAAAAGCAUCUCCGACAUCACUGUAGCAGAGAAAAGGCAUUUGAAUAUGAUAACUGUUGUAAAGCAUUUGUUGAGGAUUCAGACCUAAGAAAACACCUGAAAACUCACACACAUGAGAAGCCUUACAAGUGUUCUAUUUGUGGGAAAUGUUUUGCACACCUGUCCAAUUUUAAAGAACACCAGAAAAUUCAUACCUUUGCCGGAGUUCAUAUGUGCUUUGAAUGUGGGAAGACAUUUAUUACAGCCAGCAGCAUGAAACAGCACCAAAUAAUUCAUACUGGAGAAAAACCUUACAAAUGCUCACACUGUGGAAAGAGUUUCACUCAGUUACAAACCCUGAAAACACACGAAAGAAUUCAUACUGGAGAGAAACCUUACAAGUGCUCACACUGUGGAAAGAGUUUCACUCAGUCACAUAUCCUGAAAACACACGAGAGAAUUCAUACUGGAGAAAAACCUUACAAGUGCUCACACUGUGGAAAGAGUUUCAAUCUGUCACGUAACCUGAAAACACACAUGAGAAUUCAUACUGGAGAAAAACCUUACAAGUGCUCACACUGUGGAAAGAGUUUCACUCAGUUACAAAACCUGAAAAGACACGAGAAAAUUCAUACUGGAGAAAAACCUUACAAGUGCUCACACUGUGAAAAGAGUUUCACUCAGUCAUGUACUCUGAAAACACACGAGAGAAUUCAUACUGGAGAAAAACCUUACAAGUGCUCACACUGUGAAAAGAGUUUCACUCUGUCAUGUAAUCUGAAAAGACACGAGAGAAUUCAUACUGGAGAAAAACCUUACAAGUGCUCACACUGUGGAAAGAGUUUCACUCAGUUACAAGAGCUGAAAACACACGAGAUAAUUCAUACUGGAGAGAAACCUUACAAGUGCUCACACUGUGGAAAGAGUUUCACUCUGUCAUGUAAUCUGAAAAGACACGAGAGAAUUCAUACUGGAGAGAAACCUUACAAGUGCUCACACUGUGAAAAGAGUUUCACUAAAUUGUGUAAUCUGAAAACACACGAGAGAAUUCAUACUGGAGAAAAACCUUACAAGUGCUCACACUGUGGAAAGAGUUUCACUCAGUUACAAGAGCUGAAAACACACGAGAUAAUUCAUACUGUAGAGAAACCUUACAAGUGCUCACACUGUGGAAAGAGUUUCACUAAGUCGUGUACUCUGAAAACACACGAGAUAAUUCAUACUGGAGAGAAACCUUACAAGUGCUCACACUGUGGAAAGAGUUUCACUCAGUCAUGUAAUCUGAAAAGACACGAGAGUAUCCAUACUGGAGAAAAACGUACGACUGUGAUUAAUUUGGGAAAAGUUUAAACAAAGCAAGUAAUCUAUAUAGACAUGUAAAAGAGUAUUGCCCAAGAAGUCACAGUUGGUGGUAGACCAAUGUGUGUUUUUCAAUGGCCCAUACCAAUAAGCCCAUUGUAAACGAUAUAUAUGUCACCGAAGUCUUUUAAAUUAUGAUGGUUGUGGCCUGUCAGACUCUGUUUCCUUUAAACUACCUCUUUCUGCAUUUUCUAUCUUUAAAAUUCCAACUGUUGAUGAGAGAUCCCCUUUAAUUUGGAAAUACAGACCUGUCAGCUUGGUCCUCUUCCAAUAUAUUUAGUUAAAGUAAGUUUUCUUCUCUUGGCUCUCAACGAAGGCGGUCACAUAUUCUCACCCUCUCCCUCCCCUUACCUUCCCUGCUUUGCUCCUCUCGUCACAUCUAGUCUACUGUCUUGUACUUUGAGAGACUCUCUCAGCACUGCUCUCCAAACUAAGACAUCAUGGAUUUGAUCAACUGGUCUCUCAACACCAUCUUCUCGACGAGAAGCUUGGGUUCGGGGGAACCUGACUGCCCUGACGGAACGUUUGCAGCUGGCUACACGAUGGACGCGUGGGAGAGGUGACGGGUCGUGUGUCUGGCGGCUCUUUCCGUGCAGGACGUUGAAGAUAUCUACCUAUUCGGUACCAUGAUAACAGGUCUUCUGCUGAUUGGAUUAGGCAUUGCCCUGGUUUAUCGAGGAGUUAAGAAGACGGUGACAGCUGUCCAAAGCCUCACAAGGCUGCCCGUCAUGAUUGAAACAGUUGGCAGAGCUGUCUGCACUCAGACUGGGUCUAUGAACCAAAAUACGGAUAACAUCAAAUCCGUAUUUGUGGUGAAGCUCACAGCUUUUCAAAGGCAAAUGGAUUGUUUCGGAGACCAAAAUGGACCAGAUGAAUAGCCGUGUAAAUCAGAAGCUGCUUCUCGCCUCAAGACCAAACAAUCCCAAUCUUAUCUGUUUUGGCCGCCCUCAACCAGCACUGGCCUUGGCCAAGGCCGCUGAUGGAUCAACAACUCCCCCGGAAGAGCACUGCAGUGAGCCACUCUCACGUUCCUUUCCCAACUCCCCAGACACCUGGUGAUUGUUGACUAUGUCUGGGACUUGAUCAAGGUUGUCUCCAUGGCAACUUGCUGUGUAUCGCUAUGACAACCCUGCGGACUGAGGCACCUAGAUUAGAUGCUGGCAUAGCGACUCUCCAGGCCUACACACACAUGAACUCUUACACAUAUAUGCAAUCAUCCGCCCGAUACCCUAUCCCUCGCCUUCGCCGCUUUGUACCCCCAGUCUGACAGGCGGGUCUGUGACCAGCGCCAAAAAAUGGCUGCAGGACCGGAUGGCUGCUUGCUUGUGCUGGGCCACCUCCACCCCCAAUCCCCUCCCCUGUUGCAAGUCUUGUUCAUGUUGUAGAGUGUACUGAUUAUGUGCUAAUGUUGCUGAGGUGUUUUUUUUCUAUUCCCACACUGUACUUCUUAAGGAGCAUAGUCUGGGGGCUGCCUUUUUUUUUUUUUUCCUCCACCUCUCCUCCAUGUCAUGCUGUAUUUCUUUCUAAUUCCCUGUCUUCCUGUCCUGUCUACCCCCUUGUCAUAUGUAUGUUUGUAUGGCCAGGUCGAUGGCCAAUUUCACUGGUUUACUAUGUGACAAUAAAGGACUACUACUACUACAUCUUUGUCUUCUUUAAUCACUGAGAUCGUUCAUUCUUCACUGUCCUCUGGUUUGGUUCCUAUAUCAUUCAAAACUGCUUCAAUAACCCCAAUACUCAAGAAACCAGGGCCGAUCCUACAAAUGUUGAUAAUUGUUGUCCUAUUUCAGAUUUACCAUUUAUUUCAUAAAUUUGUUUGGAAAGGAGUGUUGCAGUUCAGAUUCAUGAUUGUCUUUCAGCUAAUAAUUUGUUUGAACAAUUUCAAUUGGGUUUACUUCCACAUCAUAGUACGAAAACUGCACUUGUCAAAAUGACUAAUGAUCUGCUGUUGGCUGCGGAUUCUGGUCAGCUGUCAAUACGCAUUCUUCUUGAUCUGAGUGCGGCCUUUGGUACGAUCUCACAUAAAAUCCUCCUAGACAGGCUGGACUCAGUUGGAAUUACGGACACCCCCUGUCUUGGUUUCGAU